Messenger RNA from [Torrubiella] hemipterigena, 1803 nucleotides. The record is from the annotation of a GenBank genome assembly. Lineage: Eukaryota; Fungi; Ascomycota; Sordariomycetes; Hypocreales; Clavicipitaceae.
CACCACCCGCCUAGGAAAUGCUUAAUGAUUGCUUUUUACCGAUGAGGCGUGCCAUCAUGGGAAAGUAGUGGCAAAAAAAUGUGAAUAUAUAGGACCGACGUUAGCCCCAGCUUCCCCGCAUUCUUCAGAUUCCCCGGAUCUGAACAAUAGCACACAUACAUAGUGUCUUCCUACACAAUGCAAAGGACUACCAAAGAAAAAGACGACAUGUUGCCAGACGUGGAACAAAUUGAUACGGUGGACAACCAGGAAAUGUCCAAGAAACAAGAAGAAAUGUUUACGCCCGAAGAGGAACGUAAACUUAUCAGGAAACUAGACUUUUGGAUCAUGCCGCUCUUAAUGGUCACAUACAUGCUGCAAAGCUACGACAAAGGCGUCAUGGCCGCCGCCACACAGUUCAACUUCGCCAUUGACCUCAAACUUACAGUCGUCACUGGUCAUACCGAGACCGGCGGCCCCAUCACCGACAACAGCAAGUACGCCAACGCGUCCAUGAUGUUCUACAUUGGCUACCUUGUCGGCACAUAUCCCAUGAUGUUUCUGUGCCAGCUCUACUCUACACCCAAGGUUGUCGCGGCCGCCACGUUCCUCUGGGGCGGCGUGCUCAUGACAACCGCCGCCUGCUCCAACUAUGCCGGUAUCAUGCUCAACCGCUUCUUCCUCGGUUUCCUCGAAUCGGCCGUCGCACCCGCAUUCACAGUCCUCGUGACCUUUUGGUGGACGCGCCGCGAGCAAGCACUCCGCACUGGCCUGUGGUAUAGCUGCGUAGGCGUCGCCACGACCAUUUCGCCCUUGAUCAACUACGGCCUGGGCCAGACGCACGGCAGCCUCCCGUCGUGGAAGCCCAUGUUUCUCAUCCUCGGGGCAGUCACUAUCCUGUGGUCCUUUGUGCUCUUCUUCGUACUGCCAGAGAACCCUAUGGCUACGAGCCGCCUGACGGAUCGGGAAAAGAUGGUGGCCAUGGCGCGGCUGGAGCGCGACAAUAUUGGCACUACCAUAGAUAAGACGUUCAAUAGGGCGCAGUUUUGGGAAACGUUUCGCGACUACAAGGUCUGGGGCGGUGCAUUCAUCAUCCUGCUUACUGGUGUGCCGUCUGGCGCCUUGGGGACCUUUGGCACUAUUGUUAUUAACGGAUUUGGCUUCAACCACUUUGAGUCGCUGGCGCUGACUUGUCCCAUUGGCGCUGUGACAUGCUCGUCGAUUCUUUUGACGGGCUACAUUACGCGCAGGUGGAACAAUACUCGGUACUUGUCCAUUGCUGUAUGCGCACUCAUCUCCAUGGCAGGAACUCUGAUUUGCUGGCUUGGACCGCGAAGUAACAGAGGGUUGCUAUUUGCUGGCAUUUUCCUUGUUGCUGUCCAAGUUGCGGCCGGCGGACUUGCCGUUGGACUGGUUGCGUCAAAUGUUGCUGGCUAUACCAAAAAGUCAACAGCUAGCGCGGCUACCUUUGUCGGAUACUGUGUAGGCAACGUUGUUGGGCCCAUCAUCUUUGGGGCUUCUCCAGGGCCGCUGUAUCAUGCUGGAUUUGUAGGCAGCUUCGUGUGUCUCUGUGGAGUCUUUGUGUUGAGCAUUAUGCUUGUUACAGCUUUGCAUCUCGAGAACAAAAGAAGAGACAAGCAAGCCGGCGGCCAGGGCGAGGCGGCUUCUACGGCGCAAGAUCUCACGGAUAUGCAGAACAAGAGCUUCCGCUAUGUCCUUUGAAGAGGAUUGUAAAAAUAUAGUUCAUUCGCAAAUUGUACAAAUAAUUUCUCUCACGAGUAUGUGCCUUAAAUGGUUGCUAGAAUAUUCUCAAGUUCCAAUACC